AUGGCCGUGGAAAAGAUUAUCAGAGGCCUCAAGCCCCUUGAAGGGCAAGUCGUCCCCAUUCGAACAGUUCAAGAAACAAGGCCCCAAGAAGAAUUCGGUGAUGCCUUUGUCGCAGAAGUCAAAGUGAAGGCUGCAUCCAAAGUGAUCAAGGCUAUCGACACGGCUUUCCCCAAAGACCCUUCCCUUCCGCUAUCCCAUCUCCGUCGCUUCGCCAAAAGAGAAAUGCUCCCACCGCGGCUGAGGGCAGCCAUUGAAAGCCAGAGCGUCCCUCUAGCGGACCCAACACAAACCAUCUUCGUCCUCAUAUCACCACCAUUGCCCGAUAUCACCACACUCAAGGCUCUGCUCGCUCCAUUUGCUCCAGACCCAGCGCCGGCCGCUAUAAAUGAUCUCCCAACUACGAAUGAAACGCCAGACGAAGCAUCACAUUCCGAUACUUCAACCUCUAAUAUUCAGCUUCACCCCAUCAAAAUCCCCCUUGCCCCGCCCUUCAACACAACUCAAGCCGAAACAUGGACCAAGACCCUCUGGCCGAUCGUAUUCAACCCAGCCGCACCCCGCUCAACUGUCGCGCCGCCCCCUCAAACCUUAAAACGCGCACAGGAAUCCAUUGAACCACGGGCAGGGUACUAUUUAUCCCUCGCGCGAAAAGUGGCAGAGGAAGCAGAACAAUCCGGGCUAGGCCGCGGCGUCGGCGCAGUGAUAGUCGACCCUGCCAUCGAAGAAGAGAUAACCGAGGCAGCCUACGAGGCCGGAUACGAUACUACAACAGAAUGGGAGGAAGCAGUCCUCGCAGUUGCCGGUGAUGCGCGGUACUCCCGCUCUGAGGCAGGCGCGUCAUCCCAGGCCCAGUUGCACCCCGGGGUAGCGCCGAACCCAGCGAGCAAGACAUACAACGCGGAUAUUGAGGGCGGGCCCGAACUGCACGCGCUGAUGCGUGCUGUCGAGCUUGUUGCUCGCUGGCGCCGAGAACACGAUCGUCUCGACGGCGCGCCUGCAUCAACGCCUACUGCAUAUCCAUCGAAGCCAGAACUAGAACAGCCAGAGCUGAGCGCCUUGGAAUCAUACUUCUUAUACCGCCACCGUCCUGGUAUAUCCACCAACAUCUCAAACCCACCUCAGUCUCCGUCCUCCCCAUUGAAGAGGAAGCACGACGACGCUAAUCCUGAGUCCGCCUUGACGAUCGACCCCUCUGCAGACCCUUCUCAAAUCCAGCUCCACCACCCACCUCCCCCCGCUCCUCCCCCAUCUACCGUGUUACUUGCGGAUUCUUCUACCCCGACUACCACUCCCGCAGCCUCGCGCAUUCGCACCCGCUCGCAGGGCGGCUACCUUUGCACAGACCUGGACGUCUACCUUUCCCAUGAGCCUUGUCUGUGCUGCUCUAUGGGCAUGCUUCUCUCCCGGUUCCGGUCUGUUAUCUUCCCCAGACGUGGAAGGUUAGGGACUGGUGGCCUGUCUUCCGAGCCGGUUGUUGGCCCUGUGGCCGAUGAGCUUGAACAAGCUGGAGAGGCCGAUGCUUCUGCGGUGGAUAGACAGGACGAAAGAGGGUACUAUGGGCUUCAUUGGAGGAAGGAGUUGAACUGGAGGGCUCUUGGAUUUGAGUUUGUGGAGGAUGGAAAUGGGGAUGUGGAGAGUGAGGCUGAAGUGCCUGUCUUCCAUGCUUGA
Penicillium mononematosum is the source of this 1668-nucleotide messenger RNA. RefSeq names its product putative tRNA-specific adenosine-34 deaminase subunit Tad3. The transcript has 3 exons. The coding region runs from base 1 to 1668 and encodes 555 amino acids. The record is from RefSeq and is a predicted model, not a curated record. Gene Ontology annotation, molecular function: catalytic activity. NCBI's taxonomy places the organism in Eukaryota, Fungi, Ascomycota, Eurotiomycetes, Eurotiales, Aspergillaceae.